AUGACACUUAAAUCAAAGGAAAUGUUAAUUAUAUCCAAUUUGUUGACUAUCUUUUUAAUCAGUACUACAAUUAAGUUGAUUUCAUCUUUAGCCAUUUCUAAUUUAACAAGUAUCAAUCAAUUCAAAAGAGACUAUUACAAUUAUGCUUGUGAAUUAUCAACAAUUUAUGAUUCUUCUGAAUUUAUCUACGACAUUGAAAGGUCAAACAUCGUUGAUGGACAAGAAGGUUUACCGUUACAUUUAAUCAUCCGAUUAAUUAAUUCCAAUACAUGUUCACCGUUACAAGGAGUUUAUGUUCAUGUUUGGCACGCAAAUGCUUUCGGUCAAUUUUCAACUGGACGAACAAUCAACUCAAUGAAACUCAAUGAAUAUGAACUGUUUCUUCGUGGUCAUCAGAUUACUGACCCUCAAGGUGAUGUCUCUUUUAAGACCAUAAUACCGGGCUGGAUUUCUAAACGAACCAAUCAUAUUUAUGUUCGAGUGACUUUAGAUUCGACCAGCGAGUCGGCCAUUUACAAUGGUCAAUUGUUUUUCGAGGAAAAGUUUCUCGAGCUUGUAAAGGUUUCGUUUCCUUAUUCACUUCAUUUGAAAAAAAUCAAUUUCAUCACCAAUCAGGAUGAUUUAGUUUACAAUACGAAUCAUCAAGGAGCUGAAACUACACUUUCAUUAGCUGAAUUAGGAUCAGGAUAUCAAACAAUCAUAACUCUGGGUGUUGAUCCUUCAAAAGUUAUCAAAUAA
Molecule: messenger RNA, 738 nt
Organism: Panonychus citri (citrus red mite)
Lineage: Eukaryota; Metazoa; Arthropoda; Arachnida; Trombidiformes; Tetranychidae
Exons: 1
Coding region: 1-738 (245 amino acids)
Molecular function (GO): oxidoreductase activity, acting on single donors with incorporation of molecular oxygen, incorporation of two atoms of oxygen; ferric iron binding
Source: RefSeq, a predicted model, not a curated record